Messenger RNA from Drosophila innubila, 2556 nucleotides. It is a transcript of the gene TM9SF2, whose product is annotated as transmembrane 9 superfamily member 2. Gene Ontology annotation, biological process: protein localization to membrane. The record is from RefSeq and is a predicted model, not a curated record. Bases 265 to 2271 code for a protein of 668 amino acids. Gene Ontology annotation, cellular component: membrane. The transcript is spliced from 5 exons. NCBI's taxonomy places the organism in Eukaryota, Metazoa, Arthropoda, Insecta, Diptera, Drosophilidae.
UCGCACAGUGCUGACGUUUGUCAGUCAAGAAAUAAGCCGAAAAAAACAAAAACUUGACAAUUAAACUGCAAGUACGACUUAAAUAGACAGUAUCGAAAUUCCGUAUAAUCACAUAUCGAGUUGGUAACAAACAGUCAAGUAGUGUGGCGUCAACGCAAACGUUGACAUCAACAUUUUGUGGCAGACACUGACUUCAAAUUCGCUUGACUGUGAGUGUGUGUGAUUGUGGGUGUUGUUGCACUGCUUAAGUUCUCAAAACCACGAAUGAUAUCGCCACGGUACCGCCGCACCAUGGCUCUACCUUAUCAGAUCGAGAUGCUGCUAGUUGCAAUAUUUACCCUGUCGCUCUCGGAAGCAUUUUAUCUACCUGGUCUGGCCCCGGUUAACUACUGCAAAAGCACGGAAAUCUUACCGACGUGUAAGUCGGAUGUCACUCUGUACGUUAACCGACUUAACACUGAGGAAUCUGUUAUACCCUAUGAAUACCAUCAUUUUGACUUCUGUCUGGGAAAGGAGGAAAACUCGCCGGUUGAGAAUCUUGGCCAAGUAGUGUUUGGCGAGCGAAUUCGACCAGGUCCUUACAGCAUACAGUUUAGGGAGGAUGUGGAAUGCGCAGUGGCUUGCCGCAAGAAUUAUACCGGAGGCAAUGCGGAUAGCGAUCGGCGAAUGAUGGUGCUAAAAAAGGGAAUCAGUUUAAACUAUCAGCAUCAUUGGAUUGUUGAUAACAUGCCCGUGACGUGGUGUUAUCAGCUGGAGACAGGCAAGCAGUAUUGCAGCACUGGUUUUCCCAUGGGAUGCUUGGUGCGACCAGACGGCGAAGGAUGUGCCAUCAAUGCGCAGUACAAUCGGCCACUUCAUUACUACCCCUUCAAUCAUGUAGAUCUGGAGAUCACAUUUCAUAGUGGGAAAUCCGAAGAUUGGGGCAUGAACUUUGGCGGCAGCAGUGGUCGCAUAAUCUCUGCGAAAGUAACACCCAGAUCACUGAAUCAUGCUGAUCCCAAUAAACCAACCUGUGGUCAAAAUGAACCCCCAUUGGCCAUACGCGAGAGUUCUCUCAAGUCGGGCGAAUUUCAGUUAAUUGUCUACACGUACAGCGUUAAAUUCACAGAGAAUGACAAAAUUAAAUGGUCUUCACGUUGGGAUUAUAUUCUGGAAUCGAUGCCCCAUACAAAUAUUCAGUGGUUCUCUAUUCUCAACUCGCUGGUCAUUGUACUAUUCCUAAGUGGCAUGGUUGCUAUGAUUAUGCUGCGUACGUUGCACAAAGAUAUCGCCCGAUAUAAUCAAAUGGACAGCGGCGAAGAUGCGCAGGAGGAGUUUGGCUGGAAACUCGUGCACGGUGAUGUCUUUAGGCCACCACGCAAGGGAAUGCUGUUGUCCGUGUUUUUGGGCUCUGGUGUGCAGGUGUUGGUUAUGGCAUUGGUUACCUUGGCUUUUGCCUGUCUUGGUUUCUUGUCGCCGGCAAAUCGUGGCGCUUUGAUGACCUGCUCAAUGGUGUUGUUUGUUUCGCUUGGAACACCUGCUGGAUAUGUCUCGGCACGAAUCUAUAAGAGCUUUGGUGGCGUCAAAUGGAAGAGCAAUGUAAUUCUCACCUCAAUCGUGUGUCCCGGCGUCGUCUUUUCGCUGUUCUUCGUUAUGAAUCUGGUGCUUUGGGGAGAAGGCAGCUCUGGUGCUGUGCCCUUUAGCACAUUGAUUGCCUUGCUUGCUCUCUGGUUUGGAGUCUCCGUUCCUCUGACCUUUGUUGGUGCCUACUUUGGUUUUCGAAAGCGCGCCUUGGAGCAUCCAGUUCGUACUAAUCAAAUACCACGUCAGAUACCAGAUCAGUCCAUCUAUACCCAGCCUAUUCCCGGCAUUGUUAUGGGCGGAGUAUUACCAUUUGGCUGCAUUUUCAUUCAGCUGUUCUUCAUACUGAGCUCGCUGUGGUCGAAUCAGAUGUACUAUAUGUUUGGAUUCCUCUUCCUGGUAUUCCUUAUACUGGUCAUAACGUGCUCGGAGACAACCAUCUUGCUAUGCUAUUUCCAUCUAUGUGCGGAGGACUAUCAUUGGUGGUGGCGAUCGUUUCUCACAUCGGGCUUUACGGCCGUUUAUUUGUUCAUCUACUGUUGUCAUUACUUUGUCACAAAGCUCUCGAUUAAGGACAGUGCAUCAACGUUCCUUUACUUCGGUUAUACGGCUAUUAUGGUAGUCCUUUUCUUUUUGCUUACCGGCACAAUUGGAUUCUUUGCGUGCUUCUGGUUUAUACGGAAAAUCUAUAGCGUUGUCAAGGUCGACUAGACGCAUAUACAUACAUAUACAUAUAUAUAUACAUCAAAUGCAAAUGUUUUUACAGAGUUUGUGCCCGUAUGUUUUGUAUGUGUAGCCACAAUUUACACUUAAGCCUAAUGUGUGUGAUUUCUGUGCUGUGCAGGAACAGCCGGUUUUCUGUUUAAUAUAAUGAAACUAAUGUAAUUAUACAUAUACUAUAUGUAUGUACACAUAUGUAGUACCGAAGCGCGCAAUAAUUUUAAGUAUUAUUCAGAUAGUACGAGAAAGGGAGAAAAUCAAUUGUGAAAUUCAUUU